This is a messenger RNA of Jatropha curcas, 838 nucleotides long. Its product is annotated as dirigent protein 22. The record is from RefSeq and is a predicted model, not a curated record. NCBI's taxonomy places the organism in Eukaryota, Viridiplantae, Streptophyta, Magnoliopsida, Malpighiales, Euphorbiaceae.
AUCACUAUGCCCCAUAACACCUAUUUCCCAAAAACCCCUCAAAAAGAACAUGAAGUUUGGCUUCUCACCAUCCUAUAAAUGAACUCUUUUAGCAAUUUCCCACACAGCUCAAAAACAAUAUCACUAUGGCUACCUUCUCUAUCUUGUAUUUCAUCGUUUUUUCCUUCACACUCUUUAGCAGUUUUAAUGGCAAAUUCUCUGAGCAAUUCCCUUUAGCCAUAUCCACAAAACGAAUGGAGAAAAUGACUCGUCUCCACUUCUACUUCCAUGAUAUCCCAAGUGGAAAUAACCCAACAGCCAUCUUGAUUGCUGGACCACCGAGUAAGAUUGCCAAUAACUUUGGCAGCACUUUCAUGAUGGAUGACCCCUUGACAGAAGGACCGGAACCUACUUCAAAGCUUGUGGGAAGAGCACAGGGAAUGUAUGGAUUGGCUUCUCAACAUGACAUUGGGUUGCUUAUGGUUAUGAAUCUUGCAUUUGUAGAGGGUAUGUAUAAUGGAAGUACCCUAGCUAUUCUGGGUCGUAAUCCAAUUUUCAGUAUGGUGAGGGAAAUGCCAGUAAUUGGAGGUAGCGGACUUUUCCGAUAUGCUCGAGGAUAUGCAUUGGCAAAGACAGUGUCAGUAAAUCAGAAGACAGGAAAUGCUGUUGUUGAAUACAAUGUGACAGUGAUGCACUUCUGAAUAUUUUGUCUAAUUUAUGGGACCUGCAGCUUUUCGUAUCAUUUCUUUCUUUUACUGUUUGUUGAAAUGGGAAAUUUCUUUUAGUGUUUGUUGAAAUGGGAAGUGUUUUAAUUUCCCAGUAUCAUUGUUCUAGAGUCUAUAAAGAUAGUAUUCCAGAA